This is a messenger RNA of Punica granatum (pomegranate), 2386 nucleotides long. The record is from RefSeq and is a predicted model, not a curated record. NCBI's taxonomy places the organism in Eukaryota, Viridiplantae, Streptophyta, Magnoliopsida, Myrtales, Lythraceae.
GGUCGGAGAGAAAGUCGUCCCUCUUCCUCUCUCUGAGGUUGACGGAAAAGACGGCCCCCCUCCUCACUGCCCGCCGUCACCUUUUCCGUUUCUUUCCCACGGCGCUCCGUCAUCUUCUCCGUCUCCAUCGUCGUCAUCACCGGUACUCAGUCCCUCGGGAGUAAGUAGAGCGAGUGAGUUAAUCGUCAGUACAGUGAGAGGACAGAGAGAGAGAAAGUAGAGAGAGAAAGUAGAGAGAGAGUGUGUGAGGAAGUGUGAAAUCUUUAUCUGCCCUUUUGCUUUCCAUCUUCCACACUCAUUCCUGAUCACUGCUUCUUCGGUUUCUUCCUCCUCCUCUCCACCGCAACCACCACCAGAUCUGCGGCCGGCAUGGGUAGCGUUUCCUCCGACGACGACGACUGCGACCGGUGCGGGAGCUACAGCCUCAGCGCUGACGUCAGCGAGUCCGAGAGCUCCAGCAGCUUCUCCCUCCUCCCCUUCGACGUCGAUGGCGGCGCGUCCAGCUCCAUCGCCUCCUCCCCCCACCGCCCUCCGCUCCCGGCCGCGUGGAGCUUCAACUUCAGGGCUCCCGUCAUGGCGCCGGUGAUCGGCGGCCGGGACGUCGUGUUCUGGGACGACCACAAGGAGAAGAAGAAGGACGGCGAGUUGUCCGAGGUUGAGAUGAUGAAGGAAAGAUUUGCUAAGCUGCUUCUGGGAGAAGACAUGUCUGGAGGUGGUAAAGGAGUUUGUACCGCCCUUGCUAUAUCAAAUGCCAUCACCAAUCUCUCCGCAACUGUGUUUGGAGAGUUGUGGAGGUUAGAGCCUCUAGCGUCACAGAAGAAGGCGAUGUGGCGCCGGGAAAUGGAAUGGCUCCUAUGUGUUAGCGAUUCAAUCGUUGAGCUUGUGCCGUCGAUACAGCAAUUCCCUGGUGGGGGUACUUAUGAAGUUAUGGCGACUCGUCCUCGCUCCGACCUAUACAUCAACCUCCCUGCUCUUAAGAAGCUUGAUGCAAUGUUGAUAAGCAUGCUUGAUGGAUUUUCCGAGACUGAGUUUUGGUAUGUUGACCGUGUGGUGGGCGAUGGUGAUGAUUGUGAGAAAAAUUCGUUGGGUAUUUCUGCUGGGAGGCCAUCAAUCAGGCAAGAAGAUAAGUGGUGGCUUCCAUGCCCGAAAGUGCCCCCAAAUGGAUUGUCAGAUGAUGCCAGGAAGCGGUUGCAGCAGUGUAGAGAUUGUGCAAAUCAGAUACUGAAGGCAGCCAUGGCAAUUAAUGGAAGUGUUCUAGCUGAAAUGGAGAUUCCAACUGCAUAUGUGGAGUCAUUGCCCAAGAAUGGAAAAGAGUGUCUUGGCGAUAUCAUCUAUCGCUACAUUACUGCCGAGCAGUUUUCCCCGGAAUGUCUCCUUGAUUGCCUCGACCUCUCAUCUGAGCAUCACACCCUUGGGAUAGCCAACAGGGUCGAGGCAGCAGUCCAUGUCUGGAAGCUGAAAGACCAGAGAAAACAUGUGGGUCAUACGAAAGGGAAGCGCUCUUCAUGGGGUGGCAAAGUUAAGGGCCUUGUUACUGACACAGAAAGGAAUCGGUUUCUUGCCCAACGAGCUGAGACCCUCUUACAGAGUUUAAGGCUUCGUUUCCCUGGCCUUCCACAGACUGCAUUGGAUAUGAAUAAGAUACAAUAUAAUAAGGAUGUGGGCCAAUCCAUUCUUGAGAGCUACUCGAGAGUAACAGAAAGCCUAGCCUUCAACAUAAUUGCGAGGAUCGAUGAUGUCAUAUACGUGGACGAUGCAACAAAACGAUGCGCUGCAGUAGACUCCACUUCCAUUUUUGGCAGAGGAGGCCUAGGCGGAGUUCCCAUCCAAAAGAGAAUGUCUCCGAGCCCAUUCUCCAUCAAGCACACCCCUUAUGGUUCUCCGUUUGCAACUCCAUCCUUGAGUCCAAUCGGUGGUAGCCCGGGUAGAGGCCCCUCUGGCAACAGUAAGAACAGCUUCGAGGCACCCGAUAAGAAGGCAGCAACAGCGUCUGCAGCAGCUGAUUUUGAGAAGGUAUGGUCUUAUGCUGGAAACUUGAGCUCCAGAAGGGUCUCGGCUGGUGACGCUCCUGAACGGGAUUGAGUGAAGGGACUUGAGAAUGAGAUACAAGUAGAAUAACGUAACUAGUGGCUUACGUGUGUAGAGGGUAGAGGAUCUGGGAUUGGUGAUCUUUGCCGUACAAUGAGAAUGAUCCGGUUAGGUGGAUAUCUGAUCUAUGUAUAGUAUUUAGCAGUUAGCACGUAGAGAUAAUGCUCGAUCGUUACUUUUCUUUUCUGACAUGGUUUUUCACGUGGAGAUGGGUCAAGUAAGGAAAUGUAAUAUUUUCCUGUUCUGUUCCUUAUGGAGAAGUGCAAAUGAUAGUGAUAACUUGUUCCAUUAGCUGCCA